This is a messenger RNA of Ziziphus jujuba (common jujube), 2896 nucleotides long. RefSeq names its product transcription factor MYB101. Lineage: Eukaryota; Viridiplantae; Streptophyta; Magnoliopsida; Rosales; Rhamnaceae. Bases 930 to 2576 code for a protein of 548 amino acids. The transcript is spliced from 3 exons. The record is from RefSeq and is a predicted model, not a curated record.
AAGUCAUUUCAUUCUGACUUGUAAAUAUUAUUUUAUUCUAAAAUAUAAUUUUCCAUUUUAGAAUUUUUUUUUCAAUUAGUUGGUUGUGUUAUAUAAUGCAUACAUUUAACAAAAUUCCAUCUCAAAUUAGGUGUGAAAAAACAUAAGGACAAACAAAUUCAUAUUGUCGCCAAGGCACAAAACGAUUCAAAAAAUUGUAACCAAAAAAAAAAAAAAAAAAAAAAAAAGAAUAAUAAGAAAUUUGAAAAUAAAAUGACGAAACUGCCCUUAUAUAUGUAGAAGGAGAUAGAGUGGUGGGGUGUUUAGAGAUUAAGGGUGGACAUGGAAACGCGUCCAAGGACGUACCACUCAGCAUGCAACCCGGUCCGAAAUGGAAGCUGGAACCUCUAAAUAAAUCAUCCCCAAGCCCUCUCUCUGUGGGGUCUCUUACUCUCAUCCCCAAGAAACCCCAAACUCUGGUCCCACACACUCCCAUCCUCUUCCUUUUCUCUCUACAUCUCCUUCUCCUCCAUUUUUUUUUCCUUUGUUUCUCUCUCUAAACUUUCUUUCUCUAAAAAAAUAAAAAUAACAAAAAAUAACAAAAGACCAAAAAAAAAAAAGAGAAAAAGAAGCUAGCCCAGGAGAGGACAAAACCUUGUUUCUCUCUUUCUCUCUCUCUCUCUCUCUCUCUCUCUCUUUACUCUGUGACUCUUUCUUUCUUUCUCUCUCCUCUCUUUCCUGCAUUUCUCUCACCUUGGGAGAGGAGAGAAAACUCUUCCAACCUAGCUAGCUCUCUUUCUCAUUUCAUUCUCAGAAAAAUCCAAAAAAAGGAAAGAAAAAAUAAAAUAAAAAGAGCACACCAAAAUACCCCAUAAAAUAUCUGCUCCAUUUCAAAAACCCAAACCAAACUAAACCCCUUCAGAGAAGCUAACCAAAAAAAGAAAAAAAAAAUGAUGAGCAAUAGCAGUAGCAGUAACAUGAUGAUGGCGAGCGAAGGAGGCGAAGGAGGAGUUUCAGCAGCAGAGGGUGUAAUUGUAGCAGCCUCAUCGAGAGGAGGUGUUGGUGGGUCGGAGUCAGGCCGCGGAUUAUUGAAGAAAGGACCGUGGACGGCGGCAGAGGACGCGAUCUUGAUGGAGUACGUGAAGAAGCACGGCGAAGGGAACUGGAACGCCGUGCAGAAGAAUUCAGGGUUGGCUAGGUGUGGUAAAAGCUGUAGGCUUAGAUGGGCUAACCAUUUGAGGCCUAAUCUCAAGAAAGGCUCUUUUUCACCUGAAGAAGAGAGAAUCAUCAUCGAACUUCACGCUAAGCUCGGCAACAAAUGGGCUCGCAUGGCAUCUCAGUUACCUGGGAGGACUGACAAUGAAAUAAAGAACUACUGGAAUACAAGAAUGAAGAGACGCCAAAGAGCCGGUUUACCUCUUUAUCCUCAUGAGGUACAACAGGAAGUUGCUGCAUUUCAUCUCCAACAACACCACCACCACCACCAUCAAAGACAUCCUAAUUCCUCACCUUCUUCUGCUUCUUUCUCACCACUACUAUCCUCUUCUACUCCUCGUAUGCCUCACCAUUCUUCUUCCUCUUUUCCCUUCUACGAUCACCCCAUCAACUUCUCAACGGCUGCUAACCCUAAUCACAAUCACCACCACCGUUCACCUUUUUAUUCCAACCCCACCACCACCGUCGUCGAACAUUUUAAUAGCAACGGCGGUUUCGCUAUUCCGCUUUCGUCGGUUUCGACGGCAGCGCUGUUCAAUCAUAAUGUCAUGAAUUCGACACAGAUGCUGAGAAGUGAUACUACUCCUCCUUGUUCUAUUCAGUACAAUUCUGGUGGGAGUUCCACUUCGAGUAAUAAUUUUAGUUUUAGUUCAUUAAUGGAACCUACUUUUGAGCCAAUGAUUUCUAUGGUUUCUUCUUCUAUGUUGAUAUCUGAGCUCCCUUCGACCCAAACGAUGCCGGUACAGUCGACGACUACACCGGCUUCGUCUAAUACAAGUACUGGCUGUGAGGGAUUCAUGGGGACUACCUCAAGUAGUAAUGGAAAUGAUCAUUACGAUUUUGCGCCACCACCGCCGCAACCUCAAUCGCAGGGCCGGAAUAGCGGUUUGCUUGAUGCUUUGUUGGUGGAGGCUGAAACUAGAUCUCAAAAAUCAAAGGCAGUGGUAGCUGAAAGCAACUUAUUAGCUGGGGCGGUUGAUUCCAGUAAAGGUAAAAACACUGCUGUGGAGGAACGCAGAGUUCAAUCGCUGUUGAAGAACAGCGGUGGAGAAACAAGCACCACCGCCGAAAACCAGACUAGUUCCUCUCAGUCAUCCAUCGGAAUGCUCAAACCGAGUGAGGAUCCAUUAAUGGAGGAUAUGAACUCCAUGGACGAUGACUUGAUGAGCUUGCUCAACAACUUCCCGACGACAAUGCCGGUCCCGGACUGGUACCCUAGAAGUAACAUCCUGUCUCAUGGGGAAACAUCAUCGGCAAUGAUAACAGGCAAAUCCGGAGUUGUUGGUGAUGUGACGCAAAAUCCUUCACCGACACCGCCAUCCCCUAAACACGACCGGAACUUGGAUGCUUGCUACUGGAACAACAUGCCGGGCAUAUGUUAAGAAUUUUACAGACCACUCUGGAAGAAAUUGCAAAUCCCUCAUGGAGAUUAGUGUUUGAGGAUUUUAUAGACUAGUGUUUUAUCUUUGUAAUUAGGUUUAUAUUUAGGGUUUUUUUUAUAGCAAAGAAAAAGAUUUAAAAAAAUAAACGUUAGGGCAAAUCGACAUUCAAAGAAACAGGUGUUAUUUUUUUUUUUUUUAAUUAUUAAUCUUGCUUGUGUAAUUCAUGUGUUGUGAGUGUAUAUAUUCAUAUAAUCAAUGUAGAAACAUAGUUCAUGUUUUAGCUUCUACAACAAACAACAAUCAAUACUUUUAAAUUUCUA